Molecule: messenger RNA, 1755 nt
Organism: Cicer arietinum (chickpea)
Lineage: Eukaryota; Viridiplantae; Streptophyta; Magnoliopsida; Fabales; Fabaceae
Product: putative F-box/LRR-repeat protein At1g56400
Molecular function (GO): protein binding
Source: RefSeq, a predicted model, not a curated record
AUGGGAGUGAGCAUUGACAUGUUGAGUUGGUUACCCGAUUCAUUGCUUUCAACCAUUGUUUCCUCUCUCACUUUUAAGGAAGCGGUGAGAACAUCUAUUUUAUCAAAAAAUUGGGUUAACAUAUGCAAAUCAACAACAAACAUAGAGUUCAAUGAACUCUUUUUUGUUAAAUAUGAUAACUCUCUUGAUAUCAUAGAUGCUCAAAGAAGGGCAUUUUCGGAUUUUACUAAAAAAUGGAUCCAAAAUUGCGACCAAUCCGUUAUUGAAAAAUUCAGUUUAUCGUUAACAUUGCCAGAUAUUUAUGUUCAACUUAUAGAUCGUUGUCUUACAUUUGCAUUAAGUAAAGGAGUUAAGCAUUUAGAGAUUGAUUUCACCUAUCCAACUUGGAUGGAAGAUAAUUUUUAUUAUGAUAUUUAUGUGGCUAUGGUUGAGUUGCCUAGAUAUGUUUAUGCAUAUAGUGGAAUUGAAUCAUUGAAAUUGUAUUCAUGUAAUUUUAUUGCUAGUGAAGUGGUUAAUUUUCAUUCACUCAAAGAGAUUUCUUUGGGUUAUAUGAGAUUAAGGUUGUUUGCUAUUAAAGCACUUUUGACCAAUUGUAAAAAGUUGGAGAGUUUGAGUUUUUAUAAGUGUUGGAAUUCGGAUGAUGAUUUUGAUUUAAAGGAAGAAUAUUUGGGGCUGAAAAAAUUGGUUAUCAAUAGGUGUCAUUUUAAGUUUAAUAUUUUAAGAAUUAAUGCCCCAAAUUUGAAGGUUUUCAAUUAUCAUGGGUUGAUGACACUUUUUGUGAUUGAUAUUCGAUCACCAGGAUUGGAAAAGGUUAAUCUUGACUUUUCACUUGAACAUGGAAGUCAAGGACAUGGUCAUUAUCUUUACCAAUUUUUAUGUCAACUUGCUCCUGCUCAAGUUUUGAUGGUAUGCAGUUACUUGCUUCAGUUUAUGGGAAUCGCAUUUAUGUUAAAUAGUUGCCCUAAGCUAGAGCAUCUCACUAUUGAAAUGUGUGACCGAAAAGUUUUGUUGGGUUAUGAACCAAUGUUCACCGUUGACCCAGAUACAUUUUGGGUUGAAACUGCAAAACUUUACAAAUGUGUGAGAAUAAAUCUAAAAGAAGUGGUGAUCAAGGGAUUUAAGGGAACUAAAAAUGAGUUCAAUGUGAUAAAUUAUUUUGUUGUUCGUGCAAGGAACUUGAAAAAGAUGAGUAUCGAAAUACUAAAAGAUGAGAAAGUUGCUACACGUCGUCAAGCUGCUGAACUUCUACUUAUGUCUCCAAAGUUGUGUGCUUUAAAUGGAGGGGAACAAGAAAGUUCUUUUAACUGUUCUCAUAAUAUGGUGUUUGGAAAUGAAGAGGUGAAAAGUAUGCCAAAGAGUACAAAUUGUGCUCACAUGUUAUCUUUGACUUUGUUUUCUAACACCAUUUGGUAUGUGGGUGUUUGGUUGAAUGAUGGAGAACCAUUUAUUGGGGUGAAUGUUUACGCUCCGUAUGAUGUCUUUGUGAAAAAACGGGACGGGUGGCCAAGGUUGGAGGGGUUAUGCAUUGAGUCAAUUUUUCAUGAAGAUGCAGAGUUUUUGAUUAAGGGUUUUGAUGUAGAAGUAGAUUUGUAUGAAGACAUCGAAGAAGAGUUUAUGUGGUUCUUGAAUGACUUUCAUGGAAUGGAAAAUGGUAUUCUUGUGGCAAAUGAAAUUGUUGAUGCAGCUAGGAAAAAGAACAUAGAGUUGAUUUUGUUCAAUGUCGAUUUCGAUAAGGCCUACGAUUUUGAGAAAUGA